Homarus americanus (American lobster) is the source of this 5020-nucleotide messenger RNA. RefSeq lists its product as uncharacterized. The transcript has 4 exons. The coding region runs from base 1032 to 3455 and encodes 807 amino acids. The record is from RefSeq and is a predicted model, not a curated record. Lineage: Eukaryota; Metazoa; Arthropoda; Malacostraca; Decapoda; Nephropidae. Gene Ontology annotation, molecular function: protein binding.
AUCCCCAGUACCCCCGGACACCCCCCGGCCGGCGUGGUGGAGCCUGUGCAGGUCGGCUCGGCUAAGUCGGCGUUGAGACAGUGCAUCGCCAACAGUCGUCGGUGGCUUGUGAGCUGGUUAAGCGACUGUUCACCCCGAGACGCAACUGAUAAAAAUCAACAACCAUACAUUCCUACACACAUCAAUACACUCUCUCCCUUCACUACCCCCUUCUUGCCCAGGUAACAGCAGAAAAUUGUUGUUAAUUUGUGAUUAAUUUACCCAAGUUGUGAGGAAAAACACAAACAACGUGAUAUAUUUAUGACCAUAAGAAUCUUUCCCUCGAGAAGAAGAGGAAGGAAAAAAAAGAUAGAUUGAAAAAAAAAAUAAAUAAAAAGUAAAAAAAAAAAAGAUUGUGAACGUAGAAUUGUAAUGAAUUUAGAAGUGCUGAUUGCAACAAGAUUUAAGUGAGAAAUUUGCAUAUUGAGGUGAAAAGUGACCGAAUUUUGUUUCUCUCUCACACAAAAAGUACACAAGCACUUUAAUGUAGUAUGAGGCGAUAAAAAUAUUCAUAAAAUUGAGAGAAAAGAGAGAUAGAGAGAAAAUAAAGAGAGAGAGAGAGAGAGAGAGAGAGAGAGAGAGAGAGAGAGAGAGAGAAAAACAUCGACCUUAAACGACCAUACCAUCAUCGUUCACUCACUAACAGCAGAUUUGACGAGACCGUGAAGGAGGGUGCCUGACGGGGCUCUGGACGAUGUAAACAAUGGUGUGGUGACCCCGUGUGGUGACCCCGUAUGGUGACCCCGUGUGGUGACUCCGUGUGGCACCCUGCUGUGGUGAGCCGGUGUGGUGACCCCGGUUGGUGACCCCGUGUGGUGACCCCUUCAAGCCCAGUCUCAGAGGUCCCUCCCCUCGAUGGUCGGUGAGGUCAGUUGCUACAGGUCAACACUCCACCAGCGAUGAAUGAGACACCGAGGACAUGUUGGUGACCGCGGCGGCGCCUAGGGCUAAGGGCGUGGGCAUGGGUGUACCAGGAUGAGCAGGGCCCCCCAAUGACGGGCGUGGGUGUCGGGCGCUGCUCGGGGGCGGUGCUGGUGGUGUUGCUCACCCUCGUGUUGGCUGGCCUGGCCCGCGCGGCCUGUCCCCACGCCUGCGUCUGCAAGUGGAAGGGCGGGAAGCAGACUGUAGAGUGUGUCAACAAGGGGCUCAACACCAUUCCGCCAGGCAUCGACCCCGGCACACAAGUCUUGGAUAUUACUGGCAACUCCCUGGUCAUCCUGUCUCAUGAGAAGUUUAAGGUGAUGGGACUCACCAACUUACAGCGGAUCUACGUCUCCAGGUGUAAGCUGGUACAACUGGACGACGCGGCAUUCCGAGGACUGACUAACCUGGUGGAGUUGGACCUUAGCAAUAAUGAGCUAACUCUUGUGCCCGCAGCAGCCCUUGAGCACUUACCGGGGCUCAUGCGUCUCCAGAUGUCCAAUAACCCCAUCACUAAGAUAAAAAAUGGAGCCUUCAGAGGCCUUAAGUACCUCACCACGCUGGAGAUGACCUCAUGCCUCGUGCAGACCAUGGAGCCGAGGGCCUUCCAAGGUCUAGAUCAACUGGAGUGGCUCAAGAUGGAUUCUAACCAGCUCAAGUCUGUGCCGCUCAAUAUGAUGCUGCCCAAAUCACUCCACGGCAUUGACCUACACAACAACCCGUGGAACUGCGAUUGCCACCUGCAGGAGUUGCGGACGUGGUUGGUUAAGUAUAAUGUGCCAUCUUCGAUCGAGCCCAAGUGUUCUACGCCUCCACGACUCGAGGGCCAGGUCAUCAAGAAUGUCCAUCCGGAUAAAUUUGCCUGUGCUCCAGAGGUCAGGCCAACCUCUCUCUACCUCGACGUCAUGGAGGGUAAGAAUGUGUCAUUCGAGUGUCAUGUUACAGCAGAACCCAGUGCUCGUAUAUACUGGAAAUAUAAUGAACAGUCGCUAGAAAAUAGCUCUUUUGUGUACGACGAAAGUUCCUCGUUUUAUAUCUUUGAAGACAGUGGGCCAAGCGAGGAGAGAAUCAGUCACCUACGGAUCGAGUGGGUGACGGACGCCCACGCUGGGGUGUUCCAGUGUUUAGCAGAGAACCAGGCUGGCUUGGUCGUUUCCAACUUUACGCUGCGGAUCAGCCAACCGGUGAUCGAAAGAGAGCCGGAGAACUUUGUCAUGGAUCACAUUGUUUACAUCGGCGUGGCGCUCGUGUCCCUGGUGGUGCUCGUGUUCAUCCUCCUGUGUGUACUUAUUUUCCGCUGCUGCCGUCGACGGUCAGCAGCCCAGGAGAAGGUCACAGGGUCUCCUAGUUCAUCGGGGAAUGGAAGAACCAAAGAAGCUCCGGUGCCAUCGACGAAUAACAUGCCAAAAUACAUCCAGAUGGGCACUCCAGCACCCAAGGUGAACGGCAUCAACACUGAACCAGCACCAAUAUCUGUUAUCGACACGUCACCUUAUCGCUCAGAACCAGCAGGGGCUCAGCAAACCAAUCCAGACCUCAUAUCCGAUGCUGCCGAGGACCGAGGUAAGUCGGGGAAGAAGAGAGUGAGCAUCCUCGGGGUUGAGGAGGUGGACGCGUGCGGCGCGAGAACCACUCGGAAGUUGGACGAUAUUAUGGAGGAGUAUGAGGAGGGCUACGACCCCACGUACGACCACCUGCAGUCUCAGAGUGAUCAAGAGUGUCGGUCAAGCCGAAAUAAUCCAUACGCCACACUCCCGCGGCGGAGGGAGAUGGAAGUGGCAAACCCUUACCCCUUGACAGAGAUCCCCCCGCCGGAGGAGAUGAACCAAGGGUCUCGUUUCUACGACAGGGAUGGUUUCCCCAUCGACUACGGCCUCCCCCGUAACGGUAAUGGCACUUGGAAGGAAGUUGGUGCAGGAGCUGGACUCUCCUCCAGUUAUAACCCACUGCCAACUGAGGAAAUCCCUCUCUAUGCCACCGUCAGACGCAACCGUCACAGCAUGACCGCCCGAACAGAUCUCAUGCAUGACCAGAAGUACCCUGAGGAGUAUCUUCUACAUAGUCACGACCCUCAGUUCCAGCUUCCUGACGGCCGCUACCCCCAGGCUUAUGGUCUGUCCUCUGACAAGUUCAAUGUUCUUAACAAUGGAUCGUGUGAGUUCUGCCCACCACCACCCCACCCUGAUUUCCAGGCAGACCCAGGAGGCCGCAUCGGGGGCGACGGCUGCAGUUUUGACAACCUCCUCUCCUCUUGCGGCGGGAGUCAUUGCUGCUACACCGAGCAGGUAGCUCGCGUUUACGACAACUCCCUCCCGGAGAACUACAGACCACUCGAUCCCGAACCACCCCCACCUGAGGGCUGGGGAGACCACGAUGAGGAGACUGUGAACAUGAGUACGUGGUGUGAACACCCAGAGUCACCCGGAACACGUGUUCUGUACUCCCCUGACGAGGCUUACUCUGAUCAGCAGCAGCCUCAGGGCACACAGGUGUGAGCUGGACAGAAUAAUAUAUAUACAUUAUAUAUAUAUAAACAUUUGUGAGAACUUCCACCCCUACUCCCAUUUCUUUGCUCUGUUUCCUACUUAUGAACACUUAUUACUACUUGAGGCCGACGCAGGCUGGGACUCUGUCUGAGUGUGUCGCCGCGUAUAGUGGUUCACCUGCGUCAGGCUGCUCCUGUUUACUAUUGUUGAGACAAGGUCCAAAAAUGUCUGUCGAGAGAUUUAACUUUUGAUCUGAGAGUUAGGACUAAUGAAGCACAGGGUUUGUAAUAUUAAAAUAGGAUAAACAAAUUUGUACAGCCAUGACGCCAAAGAUUGAAACCUUUCCAAAGUGAAGCAAUACCAAGAAAAGACUUGUGAUGAGCGUGAGGACCAGUGAGAGAUGUGAACUAGGCACGUGUGAUAACCUACCAGGAAAUACUUCAGUAGUGAAGAUCAUCCUUUAUUACUAUAUCAACUAUCACUGUACAGAAUAAUCUAUUUUGUAUGAAUUUUCAGUAGAUAAGAGUUUUGUAUAUACCAAAGAAAUAUUUGAGGUUUUUGAAUGCUAAAACAUUCAUUCAGCCCUUUAGAGAGACUGGAUGAGAUAUACAUAUAGACGGAAGACGUGAUAUUAAAUAAAUGAAUAAUAAUAAUAAUAAUAAUGAUAAUAAUAAUAAUAAUAAUAACAAUAAUAAUAAUAAUAACAAUAAUGAUAAUAAUAAUAAUAACAAUAAUAAUAAUAAUAAUAAUGAAGAGGGGAAGAAGAGGAUUUGAGUUGAUUGAUGACGUAGUUGUGGUUAUGUUUAUCUAAGGCAACAGAAACUGCUGUAUACUCCAGGUGUCUCCUUGUACCUCUUGGUUCCUCAUUACAGGAAGUGAGUGACAUGUUGGUCCCUCAUUACAGGCAGUGAGUGACGUGUGGGUCCCUCAUUACAGGCAGUGAUUGACAUGUGGGUCCCUCAUUACAGGCAGUGAGUGACGUGUGGGUCCCUCAUUACAGGCAGUGAGUGACAUGUGGGUCCCUCAUUACAGGCAGUGAGUGACGUGUGGGUCCCUCAUUACGGGCAGUGAGUGACGUGUGGAUCCCUCAUUGUGAACUUUCCUCGUCAUCUGUGUUAUUGAUAAGACGUGUGGGUACCGGGACGAGGAACGUAGAGAAUGAGAGACGUCGUUAACAUGUAUAGAACAAGAUACAGAUUUUCAAUAUUUCUUAAGUUAAUUUUUCACUUUCUUGGGGUACAAAGAGCGAACCACUAAUUGACUUACGUUAAAAUAUUUGUGUGAUUUUGAGAUAAAUUCGAUUUUAACUUAAGCCUUAUAAUUAUGACUUGUGGGGAUAUAAAAAAAAUCUUGAGAUUGUAUUAAAAAUAGUUGACAAAAGAUGGCGGCGGAAUAACACAGAGACUUGAUUGUAAUAACAUGAAGAGCGACGAUAAAUUACCCCCAAAACAUAAAUAAUAAAAGAGGAAAAAUAAAUUUACGACCAUAAAGAAGGAAGAAACACGGAGAGGAACCAAGAGGAACCAAGAGGAUAAAUUUACACCAAUGGAGGAAAUUUUGAUUUUUUUUUCUAA